AUGGCUCUCGUGCUCUCAUCUGUUUACUUCUUUCUCUCACUCUACAAGUUUUUCGCAUCCGUUCCAUCUAUGCAACCAGGUAGGCCGACAGCAUUCAAGGACAUUUUACAAGCCGGAAAAAUCAUGCCUACUCUUUCACUUUUCAUCCGAGAUAAUUCCUUCUGUUUUUUUUUCGCUUUCAGCCUACACCUCAUCAGCAUGGUCUUUAUCGUGGGUCUUGCGGACCGUGCACUCCAGGACAUGGGCACCGCGUGGCUAAUGGCAGGCUACGCUGUCGUGGCAUCCCGGUUGAUGUUGAACAUGCGGACUCUCCCAGUUGAUGUGGGCGGGUCUUUCGAGCUUAACUCAAGAUUUCAAUCGAGAAGCGCUAUGAGGUUCGCUGAUGCCAAUACUCAAGGGACGGGUUACUCCGAUCACGACUAA
This is a messenger RNA of Desarmillaria tabescens, 423 nucleotides long. RefSeq lists its product as uncharacterized. The transcript is spliced from 6 exons. The record is from RefSeq and is a predicted model, not a curated record. Lineage: Eukaryota; Fungi; Basidiomycota; Agaricomycetes; Agaricales; Physalacriaceae. The coding region runs from base 1 to 423 and encodes 140 amino acids.